Molecule: messenger RNA, 5238 nt
Organism: Branchiostoma floridae (Florida lancelet)
Lineage: Eukaryota; Metazoa; Chordata; Leptocardii; Amphioxiformes; Branchiostomatidae
Product: leucine zipper putative tumor suppressor 2 homolog
Exons: 3
Coding region: 594-2840 (748 amino acids)
Source: RefSeq, a predicted model, not a curated record
CGUCCAUUUUGUGUGUAGCGACAAGACCAUUCGCCAUGCUCCAUUGUACUCUACAGUGAUGGUGAGAUAACGCAGCACCACCAAAUCGUGGCAACCGCUGUGCUCAUUCCCAGCACAGCCUUGCGCUCCCAGUACUGCGCUCGUUGAGUGCAAACACGAGAGGGCCCUUGGCGGGUCAACAGGACGAGACCAGCACGACCUCGCCACGAACCGUUGGGCCCGUUUGUUGAUCACUGAUGUUUACUCUGUCAAUUGAAAAGUCUGUCUAGGAUGGUGCAGGCCAGUCCAACAUCAGUUGUUGUGGAUGGACCCAUAGAUGACACAUUUCAUUAGAACUGCAGAACCAUUCCAAAUGAUCUGAUUGAAAUCUUUGAAACUGAAGGUUGCUUUACUGGGCCUGAUCUUUUGAAGAAAGAGACUUUGAACGUGGCAGAUUUGUAGAAGUCAGGAGUCAUACAUUUCCAAGGUCUCCAGUCCACACCAUCAGGACUGCUUGCAACUAGCUCCCACCAUGCAGACUGUAGACCAAGGUUUUGUGCUGGUGAGGUUCAAGAUCACUUCAGAGCUGAUUUGGGCGGGAGCCGGCACACACCAUGGCCCAACCAGCGUACUCCCUGGUCAUGUCCGACACUACCCUGCUGGAAACAUCCUUUCUUAACCACUCCGAUGCCUUACCGCUCGUGCCACAACGCAGCAACAUUUCGCCGUGCUCCACCAUCAUGGGUAGUGUGGGCAGUCUGUUAGGAAAGGAGGACAAAAACAGUAACCUGCCCGUGCAGAAGGUGGGGUAUAACCGCGAAGGACUAUACGAUAACUGUUACGAUAAACACAUAUACGAGGACGUGGAGAUGAAACCAGCACACAAGACAGGAACAUUGGAGGGGAAGGCGCCGCCGCCCAAGAUUAUGCCCUUCAGUGGGAAAUUAGACAAGCAUACAGAGAAGACAGUCAUCAGGCCAACGGCGUUCAAGCCGGUCGUUCCUCGCAACAGACAUUCCCUGCAGUACUUCCCCCCACGACCCGGCAACCACCUGUCCGACAGCCGCAACUCGCUGCAGAUUCCGCUGUUCUACAACCCGAAAGCGCAGGAUAAGUGCGGUCUGCAGCAGAACGGGUUCCACAGCGUGCAGAACCUCAGCCUGCCGGAACGCCUGCCGGAACGCCUGCCGGAAAACCUGCAGCAGCCGGGAAGCAGAAAUUCCUUUUCUGGAGGAUCGUGUAAUGGAGGGACCUACAACACCGGGCCACAUAAUGGAGGGAAUUACAGCAAUACUGGCAGUCUGAACAGCACCAACAGUCACAGCAAUACCGGCAGCCUCAACAACGGUAGGAUUUACAGCAAUGGUGGGAAUUACAGCAACGGAAAUAUCCCUGGCUUGAUUCCGAACGGAUUACCGAAUGGAAACCAUCACAGUGGUAACCACUAUGUGGAUUCCCGGCACAUGAGGGAAGGGUUACCACCCAGGCAUAAGGCUCCCUCCAUGGACAGACUGUCUAGUCCUGCCUCAAGAUCAAGUGUCACGCCCACCUCCAAUAACAAUCACACCCCAAUCCUGUCCUACCACGCGUCCAUGACAAACCUGUCGACACGAUCAAAUCUUACGCCGGUUCAGAGUCACACCCCAAGAUCCAGUCUCACUCCGCAGUCCAAUCACACGCCCGUCCCGAGCCACACGCCGCGGAUGAACCACACCCCGUCGUCCACAUACACGGCGGGAUCGAACCAUACCAUGUCCAAUGGUCACAAGGAGUCCUCCUCAUCGGAACAUUCGCAGUGGUCGACGAUUUCGGAAGACUCCACCAAGGAACUAGAAGAAAAGGUAAAAGAGAAGGAAAGUGAGUUGGUUCAGUUGAGGAAAACCAUGGAGGAAAACGAGAUGAUCAUUUACAAUGUGUAUGAAGAGAAGCAACGGAAAUGGGAGAAGGAAAUCUCGGACACAAAAAGAGACUGUGAGAAGAAGAUAAAAGCAGCACAGCAGCGCGCCAGCCGGACGGAGCAGGUACUGCAGCUGCAGAUCUACCAACUCCAACAGGAGAAGAAGAAGAUCAGUCAUGAGAUGUCGCAGUUGCUGCAGGACAAUGAUAAGCUGGACAGACAGCUGGACACUUACCGCAGCCAGACGACAGAAACCACUCAGAAACUGGAUGAAACAAAGUGGGAAAUGUGCCAGAAGUCAGGGGAAAUCUCUCUCCUUAAACAGCAACUUAAGGAAGCCAAGUCUGAACUAAGCUUAAAGACUAAUGACGUAAUUGCUUCACGAGGAACAAUAAAAGAUAUCAAAACUGAGCUGUCAGAAAAGGACAGUCAAGUGACCGCCUUACAAGACAAAGUGUCAGAGAAAAAUGCAGAGAUCCUGCACUAUCAAGACGAGGUUGCUAAGCAACAAUGUGAGCUUGACAACUUGUCGGACACACUAAGAAAACGAGAGGAUGAACUGAUGGACUUGAAAGACUCAUAUCGACAGGUGAAGGAAGACCUGUCCAAUGUUCGAGCUGAGCUGGACAAUAAAAUCAAGGAAGAACAACUCAUCAGCCAAUGUGAUGAGGUCAAAGAGCGAAGAAAGAACAAAGAGCGGGAUCUGAUUGAAAGUUUAAAGGUGGAAGUUCAGAGACUCCGGAACGAGCUGAAAACGGUUCACCAGAGACACGACGCGCAGCUGAUGGAGUUUGAGCGCGAGCGUGCGAUCUGGCAGGAGGAGAAGGAGAAGGUGAUCCACUACCAGAAGCAGCUGCAGCUGAAUUAUGUGCAGAUGUUCCGCAAAACCAAGAACCUGGAGAAGGAGGUGCAGCAGCUGACUCUGGAGCUGGAGCGCCGAGACCUGGAGUCAGACAGUGUAUAGAAGUGACAUUACAGGUGUAACAGCACAUGCACCACUGUGUAACAUCAAGCUAGUGUGUACCAUCAGGAUCCGUAUCUAAUACUAGGGCUAUUGCGUGUAAAAUUAGGGCUAACACGUAACAUCAGGGUAACCACUGCUGUGUACAUGUAACAUCAGGGUAACCACCGCUGUAUCAUUCAGUACAGUACUACUUUGGAUCACUGUAACAUCUCAGUAAGCAGCACCACUCAGUCCCUCAUCCUGUGUGUUUAGGGAAUUUUCUUGUUUUGGUUUGUUAAAUUUGUAUUGUCGUCAGUUUUUACACUUUCCUCAAGAAGGAACAUUGAUUCGUUUACUCUGUUAUUUGUAAACUUUUAUGACUUUGUACCCUUGAAAUUUUUAUGAUUUUAUAGUCUUGUAAAUUGUGAUUGAAAAAGGCUUUAAUAUUUUUGUCAUUUUAUUAAGUCGCAGUUGCCAGUUAUUGACUGACAGGAUGAGGGACUGGAAACUGGUUCUUUUGUCAUUGAGCUGUCAAUCAACAUCUAGAUCCUGCUGGCCUGUCAAUCAGCACAAGCUGUCAGUCAUGUAUGGCUGCCCUGUCACUCAGCAUGUCAGUAACACAGGGCUUCCCUGUCAAUCAAAAUUACCUGUUGUACUGCUCAGAAACUGCAACCAGGAUUGUCUUGCCCCCUAUUGUUGUUUACAUUUUCUCAAACAAAACAUUUUGCCAAAUCAGGGAACUUCUCAUUUUUGAUGACUUAGAUAGCUUUUUGUACAGUCGAGCCUUUCUGUAAAUACUGCAGGAUAUUAAGAUGACUCUUGUGUUUUAUUCCUUGUUGAGAGUGACGUUAAGGACAGUAAUUGUUGUGCCAGUGUUGCAAUUUGAGAAGUAGAUCUUUGAGGUUGUGGCAAUAAUCAGUUUUUUUUACCAGCAUCAAAAGCAGUUGGUUAUACACUCCUAUGACGCAAUUUUAGAAUCACACAAGUCUUGUUGUUGACGGUCUUGAUGGACCUUUCAUCCAUAGUUUGUGUUGUAUGAAACUCAAUCGGUUGAGUAAAAGGCUCCAUUCUGUGAUGUCUAAAUGGCUAUCGGCCAGGCUCAAUGUGCAGUGGAUAUGAUUGUUCCCCACGAAAACCUUCAUUACUUCAACCACUCCACUCAGUAAUUGGUAAUUUUUCAAAGAAACAUUUGGCAUUAACGUUACAAAACUUGUCCCUUGUCAAGAAUAAGUGACACUGGCAAAUCUGAGAUGUUUUGAGAAUAACGGACCAUAUUGUGCUCCUAUUCUUACCAUUUUAGUUUGGUUAUUGUGCAUUCCUGCAGCACAGGGGCAUACAAGAGAGAUUGACAGGUACUGAUGAUGCCGGGAUGAUUUCCAUCUAGAGGUCGCUGGGAACAAAACCUGGAGCACAUUUAAUCAGGCAGAUAUUGAGCCCACUCUAAAACACUUCUCCAUUUAGCUGAGGCAGGAUCAAGUCAGUUCUGGGGAUGUCAGAUCUAUUCAGUGUUAUGCAGUCAAAGUAGUUCAGCAGAAAGCACAGAAAAGGAUUGAAUUAUAGGAAUAUGUGAAUGAAAAAGAUGUUAUGAAAGCUCCAAUCCUGCUAGGUUACACAAAAAUACCAUUAAUGAAUAUUAGGUUUGAGCUCUGUCAUGAAGAUGAGACUAGGAAGAGCAGAAUUUAUGAAGUAACAUAGAACUAUUUUGCUUUUAAACUAAAUAUAUUAUGCCAUAUUUACAGUAUAUUAAGAUUCCUUGCUAUGAUAUCUUGUGUGAUUUUUCUUCAGACCAUAGUUGUUUUUGUUCUCUGCAGUUGUUAAUUUGUUGCAGAAUUGUAGACAAACGUUGGUACCUCGCCACUGUACAGUGCAAUAUGGUAGUCAGUGGUGUUGGUCCCUUUUUUUGACUAUGUGUGGCUCCAGUGUACAAGUCAUUGUAGUAUUAAACUUAAUACAAGUGUAUAUGCAUUAACACUCUCAGAAUAGUUCUCUGACAUUGCUUGAGUUUGGUUCAGUUUGCUGUGUCAGCUUCUUUGUGGAUUUGGUUUUGUUGAAACAAGUUCAUAUAUACUGAUGGAGGAUGCAGGAAAACAAAGUUAAACACAAGAUGUUGGCUUAGACGUUCCAGCAAGUAGGUGUUGAGUUGGUAACCAGCAGGUCAACUGCUCCUCCUUGUGGUUAUAAUCAUUAGUGCAACAUUUAAGAUGCAAUGGAGCCACGUGUACGAUGUAGGACCCUGACUCAGAAGGACUGUACAAAGGUGGAAUUCUUUAUAUUUAUUGUACAAACACAUGGUUGACAUAAAAACUGAGUUUUGCAGGGCAAGACAUGAUAACUUCACUGCAGUGCUGCCCUAUGCAGACAGGGGGCAUGUAUGUUCUUUGUACAAUAUCUGUAGCAAUAAAUCAUUUGGAAGUUGUUA